GUCUGUCCCGGCCGCAGCCCCACGCCGGCUGCAGCUCCGCGAGCCGAGCCGGAUCUCGAGCGGGGUACACGGGCUGAGGCGGCGGCGGCGGCCCCGCCCCGGGGCUCCAUUGUUAAGGCGGCUGCGGCUCUGUCGGCUGUUCAGCUGCGCUCCAGUCGGCCCAGGCGCCGCGGCGAGGAGCGAGCGCUGCGAGGUGGCGGCCUGAGAACACACACUUCCAUGUAGAAGUGGUAAAGUGUGAAUGUGGUCUUUUUGCUUUUUUGAAGCAAAGAUCACUGAGCUGCUAAUUCCUAAAACCGCUGAUAUUUUUGGAUGGCAGCUAUUGUUCACUGAGCAGAGCUCGCUCUGUCAUUCAUUAGGUUUCUGUCCUUGAGUCCUGAGAGUUAGUUUUCUCACCUGUAAAAUGAUAGUAUCUACUCUGGAGACAUUAUUUUAAAAAACUCGAGUGACUUGUUUGGAAAGUUGAUUGGCAUUGCAUGAAACAUGUAAGGGAGGCCAGAUUUGGUUUCUUUGGGGUGGGGAAUAGCUACAGAUUUUGAGCACUUACUAUGUGUUAUGCUGGGGAGUAGACAAAGUUACAGAUUAUCUUUGGUUAAUCCUCAUAACCGCUCUUUAAAGUGGAGAUUAUCCUUUAAGAGCUUUUUUUAAAAAAAUCUUUAACAGAUAAUAAUUAUACUGAUAAUGACCGUAGUAAUUUAUUGGAGACUUCUUACGAGCUAAGGACUGUGCUAAAUUUAAAUUCUUCACAUAAUGACAUUUAAAGAACUGACCGACAAGCCUCUGAUGAUCCUCGUUUUUAGAGGUGAGGUAGCACAGCACUGUACUCAAGGCCAUGCCUGGCAAGUGCUGGAGCAGAGUUCCAGCCUCAACCCUCCACCACCGAAGUCUGUGUUCAUUCGCUGUGUCCAGAUCGUUCUAUCAUCACAUCCUCCUGGAGUCUGGAUUUCAUCCAUUCCCUGUGGCAGCCCCAGCCCUGCGAAGCGGCAAUGGAAGAGUUAAUAGUUGAACUUCGUCUCUUUCUUGAACUCCUGGACCAUGAAUAUCUAACCUCAACUGUCAGGGAGAAAAAGGCAGUGAUAACCAACAUUCUGCUAAGAAUACAGUCAUCCAAAGGUUUUGAUGUGAAGGACCAUGCUCAGAAGCAGGAGACCGCUAACAGCCUGCCAGCCCCUCCUCAGAUGCCCCUGCCGGAGAUCCCUCAGCCCUGGCUGCCUCCUGACAGUGGGCCUCCACCAUUGCCAACAUCCUCCCUCCCAGAAGGUUAUUAUGAGGAAGCUGUGCCGCUGAGCCCCGGAAAAGCUCCGGAAUACAUCACAUCAAAUUAUGAUUCCGAUGCGAUGAGCAGCUCUUAUGAGUCGUAUGAUGAAGAGGAGGAGGAUGGGAAGGGGAAGAAAACCCGGCACCAGUGGCCCUCCGAGGAGGCCUCCAUGGACCUGGUCAAGGACGCCAAAAUCUGCGCCUUCCUGCUGCGGAAGAAGCGGUUCGGCCAGUGGACCAAGUUGCUCUGCGUCAUCAAAGACACCAAACUGCUGUGCUAUAAAAGUUCCAAGGACCAGCAGCCUCAGAUGGAACUGCCACUCCAAGGCUGUAACAUUACGUACAUCCCGAAAGACAGCAAAAAGAAGAAGCACGAGCUGAAGAUUACUCAGCAGGGCACGGACCCGCUUGUUCUCGCCGUCCAGAGCAAGGAACAGGCCGAGCAGUGGCUGAAGGUGAUCAAAGAAGCCUACAGUGGUUGUAGUGGCCCCGUGGAUUCAGAGUGUCCUCCUCCACCAAGCUCCCCGGUGCACAAGGCAGAACUGGAGAAGAAACUGUCUUCAGAGAGACCCAGCUCAGAUGGGGAGGGUGUUGUGGAAAAUGGAAUUACCACAUGUAAUGGAAAGGAGCAAGUGAAGAGGAAGAAAAGUUCCAAAUCAGAGGCCAAGGGCACUGUGUCGAAAGUCACUGGGAAAAAAAUCACCAAGAUCAUCAGUCUGGGAAAGAAAAAGCCGUCCACAGACGAGCAGACCUCCUCAGCUGAGGAAGAUGUUCCCACCUGCGGCUAUCUGAACGUGCUCUCCAACAGCCGCUGGCGAGAGCGCUGGUGCCGAGUGAAAGAUAACAAGCUCAUUUUCCACAAGGACAGGACCGACCUGAAGACCCAUAUUGUGUCUAUUCCGCUCCGUGGCUGCGAGGUGAUCCCGGGUUUGGAUUCUAAACAUCCUCUGACGUUCCGGCUGCUGCGCAACGGCCAGGAGGUUGCAGUAUUGGAGGCAUCUUCUUCUGAAGACAUGGGCAGGUGGAUUGGGAUUUUACUCGCAGAGACGGGAUCGUCCACAGACCCGGAGGCUCUGCACUAUGACUACAUUGAUGUGGAGAUGUCUGCAAGUGUCAUUCAGACAGCCAAACAGACCUUCUGUUUCAUGAACAGGCGUGUUAUAUCUGCUAACCCAUAUCUAGGGGGCACCUCCAACGGCUAUGCCCACCCCAGCGGGACGGCACUUCAUUAUGACGAUGUCCCGUGCAUCAACGGCUCGCUCAAGGGUAAAAAGCCCCCCGUGGCGUCUAAUGGGGUCACAGGAAAAGGGAAGACUCUGAGCAGUCAGCCAAAGAAAGCGGAUCCCGCGGCUGUUGUGAAAAGGACGGGUUCGAAUGCUGCCCAGUACAAGUAUGGCAAGAACCGGGUAGAAGCAGAUGCCAAGCGGCUACAGACCAAAGAGGAGGAGCUGCUGAAGAGGAAAGAGGCCCUGCGGAAUAGGCUGGCCCAGCUCCGCAAGGAAAGAAAAGACCUUCGAGCGGCUAUUGAAGUGAACGCCGGCAGGAAGCCGCAGGCGAUCCUGGAGGAGAAGCUGAAGCAGCUGGAGGAGGAGUGCCGGCAGAAGGAGGCGGAGCGUGUCAGCCUGGAGCUGGAGCUGACGGAGGUCAAGGAGAGCCUGAAGAAAGCGCUGGCGGGCGGAGUCACCCUGGGGCUGGCCAUCGAGCCCAAGUCAGGGACAUCGAGUCCACAGUCUCCAGUGUUCCGGCACCGGACCCUGGAAAACUCGCCCAUCUCCAGCUGUGACACCAGUGACACCGAGGGCCCCGUGCCGGUGAACAGCGCGGCCGUCUUGAAGAAGAGCCAGGCUGCCCCGGGCAGCUCCCCCUGCCGAGGGCAUGUGCUGCGGAAGGCCAAGGAAUGGGAAUUGAAGAACGGGACCUAGGGGACAGCAGCACCACUCCAGCCUCAGAGACUGCACACCCCCUUGCCUGUAUCCUCAUCUGUGUGACGGCAGGAAGCUCUGCCCAGAGUGGCCUCAGCUGCACGACUCCAGAGGCUCCACGACUGAGCUCUGAGGCCAGUGCCUGUCCCCCAGGCCCACUUGUAUUCUUUCUACUGUAAAAUGGCGCCUUUAAAAAAGAUGUAAGACUUUGGUUCCCAACUUUGUUAAAAAACAAAAAAAGUGAUGGAAAGGUGUUUGAAAGGAUGCUAUCAGGCGAAGUGACAUCUUUCUAACCAGAUAGGCCAUUGCUUUCACCGAUUCCAACCCAGCCCUGGACUGAGGAUGGAUGGUUCCAUGAGCCCCCAGAUGAAAACCUGGAUUCGACAGGGAAGAGCUUGGAUCCCCGGCUGCCCCGGGCAUGAGUGUGGCUGGCCAUGGGCACUGGGCUCGCCUUGCACGCCCACCAGGAGGGCCAGGGGCAUACGCAGUCCUGACGUGGACUUUGUGUCUUGGCGUACCCUCUCCACGUGCCCGUCCCCCUCGUCAUCAGAGGUAAAGGCAUGAGAAAAUCGCGCUGUGAAACGUUUUUUACCUUUUAUUAUUAUUUUUUGGACAGAUGCUUUUGUCACCAAGACAUGAAAAGCUGCCAUUCUUCUUAACCUGUUUUUUAGGAAUGUCUUUUUACUGUGUGUCACACUUAGAUCAAGGAGUUUUCAGAGGUUCCUUAUUUUAUUAAUUAAUUAUUUGUGCUGCUUUUGACAGGUAGCAGAGGGUUUUAAUACUUCACUAACAGUACACCCUCCUCCCCCUUGGGCUAGCAUCCCCAGCCCUUAAUCCACGUCGGAGCCGGCAGGUGCUUCUCACACCAGGAGCCUCUGGGGGCAGGGGCUGGCUCCUCGCCGCUGUACAGGACGUUUACUGCUGCUUGGGGCCAGGGCAGUCCUUUGAAAGGGAAGCAAGUUCCGGAAUUUGUUCGCUCAUGGAACUAUAACACCUUAGAGCAAGAGGCAGGAAUUCCAGGGCCUCCUGCCCCUCCCCUUCCUCCAGCUUGUCAAGUUAAACCACUAAUGUGUUGGUGGGCCUGGCCGUGCUGCCUCUCCUGAGUAGGGUGGGUGCAAGUAGGGCCUCUUUCCCAGCUUUCUUGCUUGCCUUCUGUGCAAUAUUUCUUGGAGAAUUUGGAUGCCUAAGGCAUAAAGGAAAAAAACAGAGUUCAUAGUUUGAGCUGGUAUUUACCCCCUGGGUUUAAAAAUCAGAUUAACUUCUUGGUCUCCCGGAGGCUGCUGUCAGGAAUUCUCCAGUACGGGAAGAUGCAGUCACUUAUGACGAAAUAAGUCACCCCUGAACGCCUCCGCAGGCAGAUUCAUGGAGACCAGUCCCAGUAGCAACCGCCCCUUCCCCAAGCAUAGAAUACAGAGGUGCCAUACUUGGUGUAAGCCUUCCUUCUGUCCACUGUCCAGAAUGUCCUUUUUCACACAGAGGAAGAGAUGGCGGGAAAACACUGACUGACUCCUUGGGUUUCCCCCAGACAUACUUUCAGAGCGCUAGCUGUGUGGUGCACGGGACUUUACAGUUAGGAUUCAUGUUUAAGGUGGUGGCGCUUGAGGCCUGCAAGGGCCACGUUGGAUUACUGAAGCGGAAAGCGGUCUCCCAUGUAUAAGAAAAAGUUUUACAACACGAAUUGGAAGCUGCUUGAGUCCACCUGAACUUGAAUUGAUUGCAAAGCCAUCUGCUGGGAACGGUUUUGGGUUCCUGAGCCAUCAGCCAGCCUUUCUUUCCCCUCUGAUGCACGUUCCUCCCGGCCUAGUCCGUGGAGGCCCAUCACACCAGCAUCCGUGACGCCAGCUUCCCACUAGGACAUCCAGGCAGGUCGGGCGGGGACGCCACACACCUCAGGGCCGUCCGCUGCAUUGCCAUAGAGGAGCCCUCCCUCCAGUGGUCACUUCCCACCAUUGCAGGCAGACUUCCCACCAUUGCAGGCAGCUGGGCCCACUUCAUAUCACACAAAAUGAAUUUUCUAUAAAGGGAAAAAAGUUUGCUCCUCCAUAGAUUUUUGCUGCCUUCGGGUCAAAUAGUUUCCCUGGUUGACACUCUUGGGCCACUCUGAUUGGCAGCCUGCUUUGCCAAAGAGAACUGUGUGAGGUUUUGGUGGUUAGUAAGAGAAGGGGGAGAUGGCCAGCCUGAAGUCACGGUCCUGGCCCAGCACAGGUGGGCAGCAGCGAGCUGGCAGGUGAAGUGUGAGCAGCACGCAAAGUGUCACGUGGGCCUUAGCCGUCACCCACCAGCUUCCUCACCAGGCAAGGAGGCCCCGGAGCCUUAGCAGGGACUUGCCCAACGGCACAGCUGAUUGGUGCUCGACUCCCAGCAUGCAUAUUUUGUUGUAAAAACCCAGGUUUGUAAUUCACAUCCACAACCCUAAGCCUUUUAAAGCGGAGGCAAACGUUAACAAACCCCAUCGUGGUCCAUGGAGCCUUUCAAAAUGGGUGCCCUGGAGGGGCCUGACAGUGGGUUCCUUCCAUGGCGGAUACUCCCUUGAAAUUUCACAUUCCAUCAAAGUUUAAAGCAUUUACUUCAGAAUAAGUUAUUUAUGUGUAUAUGUUCAAUAAAUAUAGUUUUUAAUUUAUAUCUGUACAUAUUAGACACACGCGAGCCAUCUUGCCAGAAUUCUGACAGUGAUGUCAUUUUAUUCCCCUCCCAAAACAUGCCCCAGGAACAAGCACCCCUUGCCUCUGUGGCAGCUGCGAGUGUGUCUGAUUUCAUAACGAAGCCAGGCUGAGGGCAAGAGGCCCGACAGGCAGGCCAGGGUCCCCGGAGAAGCCGGAUUUCUUCGCAAUGUCACUGGUACUUAGCAGAUGGUCGUGUUCACAGGGGCUAGCCACCUGUACUACGGUGCCGACCGCAAUGCGAGGAAUGUGGUGGCCACGCGAUGGAGCUGGCCGGAGGACAGGUCAGGUGAGGGGGCCGACCCCUGCGGGGCUCAGGGCUCCUUCCAUUCUAACCUUGAGCCACAGUGUCACUCUUCAGGGCUCUGCUCCUGGCUCUAUUUUGUUAAGGUGUCAUCAGCCUUCAACCUCCAUUUAUAUAUUUUUAUAAUGUUAAGCCACUGACCAACUUUUUCAUAGAAACAACUAUCAGAUUCGAGGGCUCCCUUUGUCCCCCUGACCUGGGCACAGGCAUGGGCGAUGGCUCCCUCUUCCCAGAAUCUGCGGGGAACUGGGGCAAGGCCCAUCUGUCUGCAAGGCUGGUAGCUCUCUCCCUCGGCUUCCAGAGUCCACGGCAGUUGCAAGGUAACCAGUGUGGAUCUGCUGAGUCACCCCAGGCACCAGACUUACCCCAGGAGCAUGGGCCACUGUCCAUGGGGCCUUCCUUGAGACCUUCCCUUGGGGCUGGCGGGCGGCGGCUUACCAGCUGGGUCAGUCCCAUCUCGCCCCUCUGUGCCUAUGCCCUGGCGUUGCCAGGCUUAACCUUCCCCUGUAUCUUACUCAUCCCAGAAUUAUUACUGGCCAUUUCUAAAUAGACAAAAACUACCCUAAAAUGUGGAGAUUUACUCCUUUUGAAAAGUCUGUUUCAAAAAGUGUGGCCUCAGCUCUGGAGGCCACCCCCAGGAAGGAGUUUGAGGUUCAUUGUCAUUAUGGCCACAGUUUGGUGCUUGUGCACGGGACUCAAAGGGCAGCGUCGAAGCUGGGGUUAGGUGUAGGGUUGUGAGCAAAGCUCCCCUGUUUGUGGCCACACCUUCCCUUUCCAAAAAGGCUAUUAAUUCUACUCACCCACUAUUUGGGGGGAUGUAAAUUUUGCCCACAGACUUUGCCACCCAGGUGAGGUGCUGUGUUCAUGCACGGAACUGAUGUCAUUAGACACCAUCCAAGGAUGGGCAGCCUGCAGUGUGGCCGGCGACUGCCAUCCAGAGAAAAGGCACCUUGUGCCACAGGGCGGGGCCGACACCCUGAGCUCACAGGUGGCCCCUGCAUUCAGGUGGAUGUCCAUCCUUGAAACAGCCUCUUCUGGGAACACAGCACUGGAGGUCUCCAGGCAUCAGGGUUGGCCGGCAGGGUGCCCUGCAGCUUACAUAAAGGUCGUGGCAAUGUUUCAAUGUUAAACUAAACUAUUGCCUUCCUCUUACUUUUCCUAAAAUGAUUUUCUAAUGGGAACAGUCACUUCAAGUUCAUGACAUAGUUUGAAGGAGGAUAAUUCAUUUUUUCCUGGUUGUCACUGUCUUCUUAUCCCCUUGGUGGGCUGGGUUCAUACUGUGAAAUAAACUAAAAUGAAACCAAAACGUUCCUGCCGUAAAUACGUGGCACAGCACUGCAGAAAAAGCAGUCACCUCUAUUCGUGAGUCCCCAAGCCAUAGCAGGGCGUCUGUAAAAGAAGGGAAACUGCACCCAGGAAGUGGUGGGCGUCAGACGCAUCCUUUCGCCCGUAGUUCAUGAAAUAGUUCCGGCUUUGGUCUUCCAGAAAAUCUCAACUUCACCGUGCACAAGUGUUACCGGGUCUUUUUAGUGUAGCCAUGGAAGAUACUUUCAAAAGGACAUCUUCAGAUCAUAAGUCUUAGGACCAAAGGUGUUUUUAAUGAGAUAAUCUUUUUGAUUUUCUAACAAGAAAGGAAAUAUUCACUUUACAUUUUAACAUCAACUUUUAAGUGAUAUUCAGAAUUAAUUGACCAUGGUGAUACGUUGUAAAAUGUUUUCAUAUUAAGAAUGUAAUUAUUUCCUUAUUGUAUUUUUUAAAAGCUAAAGUCAUAUUUAAAAUUCUCUUUGAAAGAAACAGGCAAAGAAACAGCAAAGAUUUUUUUAAAUUAAAUAUGUUAGUAGUGCCCACUUCAAAUGACUGUAAAUAUAUUUUCACUGUUUCUCAAUGUAUUUAAUUCAUAAAGUAAAAAUUUUAUGAAAAGAAACUUGCAAGGAAAAUCCUAGUUUUCAGUCCACUCGCCCCACUUUGUAGUAGCUUCACUGAAUUUCCUGCUUUCCUGGUUGAAUUUUCUACUGUUUCACGUGGUGUAACCCUAGACUGGCGCCCUUGGCGUGCCCCUUUGUGUAUGAAUAAACUUCUCUCCCCCAG
Homo sapiens (human) is the source of this 8231-nucleotide messenger RNA. It is a transcript of the gene AFAP1, whose product is annotated as actin filament associated protein 1. Gene Ontology annotation, cellular component: plasma membrane; stress fiber. The record is from RefSeq and is marked reviewed. The transcript is spliced from 18 exons. Bases 987 to 3179 code for a protein of 730 amino acids. Gene Ontology annotation, molecular function: molecular adaptor activity. Lineage: Eukaryota; Metazoa; Chordata; Mammalia; Primates; Hominidae.